This is a messenger RNA of Podospora pseudopauciseta, 1719 nucleotides long. RefSeq lists its product as uncharacterized. NCBI's taxonomy places the organism in Eukaryota, Fungi, Ascomycota, Sordariomycetes, Sordariales, Podosporaceae. The record is from RefSeq and is a predicted model, not a curated record. The transcript is spliced from 5 exons. Bases 801 to 1646 code for a protein of 281 amino acids.
GUUUCUGGGCCCGCCCCAUGACUUUUUUGUCUCCGCUGUUUGGCCCAGGGGAAGGUUAUUAAAAUACAUGGGCCGCCGCCAUCUCUUGCUCCCUUCUGGCUUGGAAAGACGAUGUUUUGAACUUCUGACCUCUUCCCGGGCCACCAGCCCCACGCCAACCACCGCUCCCGCCUGCUCCCUCCCCCGGUCUACGCCGCCGCAACAGAUGACGACAUCACCGGGUGCCCUACCAUGAAGAGUCCCCGACGUUUCUACGCCCUUGUUGGGCUGUGUCUCUUGGUAUUCGUCAACACGGUCGCCGCCGGCGCGAAGCAAGUCUCGCUGGAGCAUGAGCUCCUCGCGCUACCACCAUGCGCGUUGCCCUGCGUCGUGGACGCAAUCCGGGACGCCAAGUGUUCCGCACACGACAACGAAUGCAUAUGCUCGUCGGCGAGGUUCGACAAAGAGGCCCACUUAUGCGUUCGCACCCAUUGCGCCCCGCGGGAGACUCUCACGGCCAAAAACAUUACGUAUCAAUGGUGCGACCAUCCCAACGAGGGAGACCGGACGCUUCUCCCCGCCUUUUCCAUCUUUUUGGGUCUCGCCAUUGCCGCCGUGGCUCUGCGGUUGGUAGCCCGAGUGGUGACGGAGGCCUGGUUCUGGUGGGAUGAUUUGUGCAACUUUUUCGCCAUUGUAAGCCCGUGCUGGUCAGUUAGUUGGAGUGGGGGUGGUUUUUUUCGUCGGGCUAACUGUGGAUUUUUGUGUCGCAGGCUGGGUGUGCUGCGUACACGGGGUUGUACAUCGAGGCGGUCCACUUUGGGAUGGGAAAAGACAUCUGGUUCGUGCCGUUUGACAACAUCACCAAGAUCAUGCAGACGUACUUUGCCACCAUGUUGACGUACGUGACGACUCGAUUCUUCAUCCGCGCCUCCAUCAUCCUCUUUUACCUGCGAGUCUUUCCCGCGCAGUCCAACUUUAGGCUGGGCAAGGUGAUUGUCUGGACGGGCGUGUUCAACAUUAUUUACACUAUCGCCUUCUUCUUCGCCUCCUUGCUUCAGUGCCAACCGAUAUCAGCGUUUUGGACGGCGUGGGAGGGCGUUGGGAAGGAUCAGUGCGUCAACCUCAACGCGAUGGCUUGGUCGGCGGCGGCGACGGGGAUAGCGUUUGAUUUAUGGCUGCUGGCUUUGCCAUUUCCGCAGCUGCUGUCGCUUAAUCUGCACUGGAAGAAGAAGUUAAUGGGGUCGAUGAUGUUUCUUGUGGGCGCAGCUGUAAUUGUCAUCAGCUUGAUCCGGCUCAAGACUAUCAACGCGACCACCCGGGCUGUCAACCCUACUAAGGAUACGGUGGACCUCUCCCUGUGGAGUGGCAUCGAAAUCGACGUGGGCGUUAUAUGUCCCUGCCUGCCUAGCUUCCGACUCCUCCUGCGAAAGGUCCUACCGCGCCUGAUGGGAGAGUCUACAAGGUCGUACGAGCUUGACCCGAUCUCCAAGGGGGAAGGAGGCGUGACGGUGACGACCAAGAUCUCGGCCCAUAUUGAGCCGUCGGGGAAUAAUGGGAUAUUCUUGCGGCCGCACAAGGACUCGAACACGGGGAGGAGCUGUGAGAGUGUUACUGGACUGGUGGAGCUGUCGGAUGAGGAGAGUAACCAUGGUCGGCAGAAGGCGUAAUGAUACAGAUGGAGAAGAGGGUUUGAUUAUUUUGUCAUGGGUGGAAGCUUAGAUUCUGGUCGAUUUGAUGUUG